AUGUUCCUACAGAUUGUGACUUCGGUUCUUGCGACAGGUCUUCUCUAUGCUUUGAUCUCAGUUUUGCAGCAGAACCGAACACUGAGCGCUAGCUUGCCGCCUGGUCCACCGGGUCAUUGGCUGUUUGGGAAUGCUCCGCCAAGGGCCUUCCCGUAUCGGCACUUCGCUGAACUCACCGAGACAUACGGUCCGGUAUUCACCUUGCGCUUCGGACGUAGGAUCGUCUGUGUGAUCGGGAGGUACCAGGCUGCUGUAGACAUCCUCAUGAAACACUCAGCAGAGACCAGUGACCGCCCCCGCAGUGUCGCAGCUAAUGAGAUCAUGAGCAAGGGACACCGUGUCCUGAUGACCCCUGCCGGCGAGCGGUUGAAGAAAUACAGGAGAGCGUUGCAUGCCUUCCUUCAGCCUAGCUCUUCCGCGACAUACAAGCCCAUGCAAUAUAAGAAUGCAAAGAACUACGUUCUGGAUUGUUUGCAUGACGGCAGGCAUCAUUUGUACCAUGGUAGAAAAUACGCUGCCAGUGUGGUCAUGUCCGUCGCUUAUGGCAAGACCACACCCACCUCAUACUCAGAUCCCGAAGUACUCCAAAUCAACAAAUCCCUCGCUCGUCUGGGCGCUGCUCUCAAACCUGGAGCUUACCUCGUCGAUACGUACCCCAUCCUGAAGUACUGUCCGGGAUACGCGUCGCACUUGCGGCGGUACCGAGAGGAAGAGCUGGCACUAAUAACGAAGCAAGCGAAUGCUGUUAGAGAACUGCUGGCAAAGGGAGAAGCUCCGCCGUCAUUUACUGCGUACCUCAUUGAGAACCAGGAGCGCCUGGGGAUAUCGGACGACGAGCUAGCCUACUUGUCUGGGGCUAUAUUUGGUGCGGGAUCAGACACGACUGCGGCUGCGCUUGGUAUAAUGACAAUGGCGGCCGCAUGCUACCCAGAGGCUCAGGCCCGGGUGCAGGCCCAGCUGGAUGAGGUGGUUGGCCGUGACAGAGCUCCGACCUUCGAGGACGAAGACCUGCUUCCCGAAGUCACCGCGUUCGUUCUCGAGGCUUACCGAUGGCGGCCUGUUAGUGCCGGAGGAUUUUCGCAUAGAGCUACCAAGGACGUUGUCUGGAACGGCUAUGUGAUUCCUGCGGGUGCUGAGAUCAUAGGAAACCAUUGGGCAAUCUCGCGUGACCCUGAAGUUUAUCCCAAUCCGGAGGACUUCAAGCCGGCGCGCUGGCUGAACGAACAUGGGCGUAUUCGAAAUGACCUGAAGUUCAUUAAUUUUGGCUUCGGACGCAGGGUGUGUGUAGGGCAACAUGUCGCCGAUCAAUCCCUCUUCAUCAACACUGCGCUGGUCUUGUGGGCUUUCAGAAUCUCCCAGGAUGCUCAAUGCCCAAUCGAUACCUAUGCCUUCACGGAUACGGCGAAUGUUCACCCUCUACCGUUCUCACUUCAUUUCGAGCCGAGAGUGAAGGAUAUGGAGGCAAUGCUGGGCGCGCAAGCGGAAUAA
This is a messenger RNA of Postia placenta MAD-698-R-SB12, 1488 nucleotides long. RefSeq lists its product as hypothetical. Lineage: Eukaryota; Fungi; Basidiomycota; Agaricomycetes; Polyporales; Adustoporiaceae. The transcript is spliced from 13 exons. Bases 1 to 1488 code for a protein of 495 amino acids. Gene Ontology annotation, molecular function: heme binding; iron ion binding; oxidoreductase activity, acting on paired donors, with incorporation or reduction of molecular oxygen. The record is from RefSeq and is a predicted model, not a curated record.